Prorocentrum cordatum is the source of this 424-nucleotide messenger RNA. NCBI's taxonomy places the organism in Eukaryota, Dinophyceae, Prorocentrales, Prorocentraceae. The record is from the annotation of a GenBank genome assembly.
GAGGUCGCGGGCAAGAUGCUGAGGCGUGGCGCUUCCGUGGACGUCGUGGACUGCGCUGGUCGUGGAGCACUCUUCCACGCGGUUCUGGGCGCCAGCCUGGAGGGCCUCAGCGCCGUCAUCGAGUGCGGCGGCAGGGUGAACUCUUUGGACGAGGAGGGGCGCUCGCCGCUCUACCAGGCGUGCCUCAUGGGCGAGGAGUCCCUCGUCGCUCGCCUGCUGGACGCCAGAGCGGACUCCAACCUCGCCAGCCGCGGCUCGCAGGUGGUCGCCGCGGGAGGCGGAGGCGGUGCGGACAACGACGAGUCGGACGCCGCCAUGGCCUGCCUUCAGGAGGCCAGAACCUGCCUGCAGGCCCCCGAGCCCGCUUGCCGGCCCCACUAAUGGCCUCGGCCAGGUGCCCCGCACGAGGGGGAGAAGGAGGAGC